Trifolium pratense (red clover) is the source of this 3731-nucleotide messenger RNA. Its product is annotated as probable inactive protein kinase At3g63330. The record is from RefSeq and is a predicted model, not a curated record. Gene Ontology annotation, cellular component: cytosol; nucleus. The transcript has 20 exons. The coding region runs from base 165 to 3299 and encodes 1044 amino acids. NCBI's taxonomy places the organism in Eukaryota, Viridiplantae, Streptophyta, Magnoliopsida, Fabales, Fabaceae. Gene Ontology annotation, biological process: protein dephosphorylation; mitotic DNA damage checkpoint signaling; protein phosphorylation. Gene Ontology annotation, molecular function: protein serine/threonine kinase activity; ATP binding; protein serine/threonine phosphatase activity.
UAAACUACUGCGCGGCUACUAUCAGCAGCUUUGGCGCAAUCGGGAAACUAUCAUAACGGAAAUGAAAAAGAAACGCGGCACUUGAGUGUGUGCAGUUUCACUACAAUGAAAACCAUUCCUCACUUUUCAAUUUCUCAUCUCAAAUUCUCUCUCAAUUACCAGAAAUGAUUAGAAACAUUUCAUCACAAAACCUAUUCUUCGCGUUAGGGUUUCUUCUUUCAACAACAACAAUCCCUUUCGCUCACAGCGAAUCACCCACAUGCUUAACCGUUUACAAAAACGGCGGCGCUCCGGCGGUGUUCAAAUCCCCAAAAUGCCCUCGCUGGAACCUCUUCGAUUAUAAUUCUCAUCCUCAAUCAACCACGCGUUGCCAAUCCGCAAAACUCCAAGGUCGAAGAAAAUCACAAGAGGAUCGCACUCUCUGUGUUCUCGAUGUUCGCAUUCCAUUUCCAGGUUCGAUGGGGAUCAAGGAUGUUGUGGUUGGAAUUGUGGCGGUUUUCGAUGGUCAUAACGGUGCAGAAGCUAGUGAGAUGGCGUCGAAACUUUUGAUGGAGUAUUUUGUUCUGCAUACUUAUUUUCUUCUUGAUGCUACGUAUUCUUUUAUAUUCGAAGCUUCGACAGGAACAUUGCUUUAUAGGAGUGAUCAUGAUCAUGUAAAUAUACUGCAUAGAUGGAAAGAGAUUUUAGGUUGGGAAUGGCAUGACCUGCAUUCUGAAAGGUUGCAGAAUACAUUUUCUGCUAAUUUUGAUGAUUCUUUUCACUUGGAAAUUUUGAAGGAAGCAUUGUUGAGAGCAAUCAAUGAUAUUGAUGCGAAGUUUUCUGAGGAAGCCUCUAGAAAUAACCUUCAUUCAGGAUCUACAGCAACAAUUGUAUUGGUUGCAGAUGAUAAAAUUUUGGUUGCCAAUAUUGGAGACUCUAAGGCUUUCAUUUGCUCUGAAAAUUUUCAGUCUCCUAAGGAGGCUAAAGCCUCUUUAUUAAAGCUGUAUAGGCAGACAGAGCGUGAUGGUUCUGUUUCUGUGUGGAAUCGUGAAAAGUACAGAUUAGCAUCUUCCAAUGGGUUCACUCAUUUUGCAGUGAAGGAAUUGACUAGCGAUCAUCAUCCAGACAGAGAGGAUGAAAAAACUCGGGUGGAAGCUGCUGGUGGUCAAGUUCUAAAUUGGGGUGGUGUACCUCGCGUAAAUGGUCAGUUAGCUAUUACACGGGCUAUUGGUGAUGUGUUCUUUAAAAGUUAUGGAGUUAUAUCUGUACCAGAAGUGACUGAUUGGCAACCUCUAACUGCAAAUGAUAGUUACUUGGUGGCUGCAUCUGAUGGAGUCUUUGAGAAGUUGAGUGUGCAAGAUGUCUGUGAUUUGUUGUGGGAAGUACACCGUUUUAGUGACAUGAGAUCAGAGUGCACCUCUUCAUCUUCCUAUUCAUUAGCGGAUUUUAUUAUUAAUACUGCCUUAAAAAAGGGCAGUAUGGACAAUAUGGCAGCAGUUGUUGUUCCUCUGGAAUCUGCUAAAUCUUCUGCGAACUCACUUAGAAGAAGCUAUACUGAAAAUGAGGACGCAGGCUUCCCAUUAUUUGGGCUGCAGGAAUCAGCUUACAGAAGCUCAGCUAAUGAUAUCACCUCUGAUCUAUUGCACCUGGAGCACCCUCAUUUGCUAGAUACCAAGUUUAAGCGAAUAUUGGUUGAAGUGAAACAUGGUGAUUUUGGAUGUUUUUAUUUAUCUGAAAAUCUUGAUGAUUCAGUGGAUUCUAAGUGGCCUCCCAAAAAAGAUGACCGGGAAGACUAUUUGUAUGAACUACCCCAGCCUCUACCAGAUGCCCUUCACCAACAAGCUGCAGUAGAUGGCCCUGUAAUUUUGUACAAUGACCAAAACUUUUGCUUUCACCUGAGUUCAACUAUCAAUCAAGCCAAAGACCAAUGCAUAAACCCUGAAGGCUUUGCCAGUUUUAUUGGUCUUCUUGAAUCAAUUCCUUUAAUUGAUGCUGGUUCAGAUAAUGAGUCUUCUGAUUAUUCGAUGCCUGAUUCAAGGUAUGUCUUAAGGAGGAGUUUUGGUCGUGGAUCAUAUGGAGAAGUAUGGUUGGCUUUCCAUUGGAAUUGUAAUCAAGGUAAUAUUACUGCAGAAAUGGGCAUGGGCAGCUCAAGUAAUCCUGAGUGUCAGGAUGGUCCUUCUAACUACACCAUGUACAUUUUGAAACGUAUAAUGGUAGAGAAAGGGUCUGCUGUGUACUUAAGUGGGCUGAGGGAAAAAUAUUUUGGAGAAAUUUUCUUAAAUGGUUCCGAGUAUUCCUUUCAAAACAAAUUUCGACUGGAAGGAGCCAUAUAUGAAGAAGGUUUGAACCAUAUUGCAAGAUAUGUGGAAUCUUUUGAGUCUCGGUCCAAUGAAAUAUGGCUUGUAUUCAGCUAUGAGGGAGUGUCAUUGUCAAAGCUUUUAUAUACUGGAGAAGAUGCAAAUAGUACUGCCGAGAAAGAAAGACUUGAGCAAGUGAAACAGGUUCGGAUACUGCGCCCGUCAAAGUGGUGGCGUUGGUUGAAAACGACGGAAGAAGGGCAAGAGGAAAUGCGCAAGCUUAUCUGGCAACUGUUAUUGGCACUCAAGUUUUGUCACGACCGCAAUAUCACACACAGAGACAUUAAACCCGAGAAUAUGGUGAUAUGCUUUGAAGAUCCAGAGUCAGGGAGAUGCUUGAAAGAUACUCCAACAAAAGUUAAUAAUUUUUCCACCAAAAUGCGCAUUAUUGACUUUGGAAGUGGAAUCGAUGAAUUCACAAUAAAGCACUUAUAUGCUUCUACUGGGCCUUCUAGAGCUGAACAAACUUACGAGUACACACCUCCUGAAGCUUUGCUAAAUGCUACGUGGUAUCAAGGGCCAACAAGCUCAACUUUGAAGUAUGACAUGUGGAGUGUUGGUGUUGUGAUGUUAGAAAUGGUCUUGGGGACACCAAAUAUUUUCCAGAUAAAUGCUUUAACACGUGCUCUUUUGGACCGGCAUCUUGAGGGCUGGAAUGAGGGUGUGAAGGAGCUGGCACACAGACUUAGAUCUUUCAUGGAAUUGUGCAUCUUAAUCCCUGGGGUUUCUGGCAACUCAAAAAAGUAUCACAAAGUGAAUCAAGUUGGUGUUUCGCCUGCAUCCUGGAAAUGCUCUGAAGAAUUCUUUUCUAGACAAAUUAAGGCUAGAGAUCCUCUUAAAAUAGGUUUUUCAAACAUCUGGGCUUUACGGUUGGUGCGCCGUCUGCUACUAUGGGACCCAGAGGAUCGGCCAAGUGUUGACGAGGCACUUCGGCAUCCCUAUUUCCAACCUCCACCAAGGUGAUAAUUUUACAGGAGGAAGCAACCGGUGUCUUGAACUGAGAUAUUCAUACCAGAGGAUUCAAAAUUUUCUAAUUGGUGAAGAUGGUACAGUAAAUGAUUUCAAGCUUAUAUCGUAAUGGAUAACUAUGGUUAUACACCCAGCUCUUUUAUCACUGAAUGGGUCCCACUGAACAGAUGCAUAUUUUUGUGCGAAAUGCACAAUAAACUACACUGCAAAAAGAAGAAAAGGACUGUCAAAAUCUAGAGACCUAAUAGGACCAGAUGAGCAUUGCAUGCUUUGUAUUAUAUAUUGAUAUCGACAUGAAAUAUAGAAAAGCUGUGUAUUGUAGCAAAGAACGGGAGCAAAAUCAACAAAUGACAGGCUUUGCAAACCUUUUUGAAUUUAUGUUUUGUUCUCCCUUUCAAAAAUUAUAAAAGAAAAAAAUUCACUGAA